GUAACGGAAGUGCGACUAUUGUUUAUCCGGCAGUGAGUCUCCUCGUCGUUGGAGCAACGAUGGCCAGCGCUACAGCAAAACAAGGUCCUAAAAUUGUCACCAAAACAUCUGCGGGAGGCACCGGGGCGGCGGGGGCUAGCGGUGGGCCCCCGAUAAUGCCCCUCGCCUCUCCGCUCAUGGGGAAAAAGAAGAAGCCGUUUCUGGGGAUGCCCGCUCCGCUGGGCUACGUCCCUGGUCUGGGCAGAGGUGCAACUGGUUUCACCACCCGAUCUGAUAUCGGUCCCGCUCGUGAUGCCAACGAUCCAGUGGAUGACCGACAUGCACCCCCAGGGAAGAGGACGGUUGGGGACCAAAUGAAAAAGAACCAGGAUGAUGAUGAUGAAGAUCUGAAUGAUACAAACUAUGAUGAGUUUAAUGGAUACGCCGGUAGCUUGUUCUCCAGUGGGCCCUAUGAGAAGGAUGAUGAAGAAGCAGAUGCUAUAUAUGCAGCACUGGACAAGAGGAUGGAUGAAAGACGCAAAGAAAGAAGGGAGCUGAGAGAAAAGGAAGAAAUCGAGAAAUAUCGUAUGGAGCGACCCAAAAUCCAGCAGCAGUUCUCAGAUUUAAAGAGGAAGUUGGCAGAGGUGUCAGAGGAGGAGUGGCUGAGCAUCCCUGAAGUGGGAGAUGCCAGGAAUAAGCGACAGAGAAAUCCCCGCUAUGAGAAACUCACCCCUGUCCCCGACAGCUUCUUCUCCAAACACCUGCAGACUGGAGAGAACCACACCACUGUUGACCCUCUGCAAGGGCUGGGAGGUCUGAACACACCUUACCCAGGAAGCAUGACUCCCGGCUUGAUGACACCAGGGACUGGAGAGCUAGACAUGAGGAAAAUCGGUCAGGCCAGGAACACACUCAUGGAUAUGAGGCUCAGCCAGGUGUCUGACUCAGUGAGUGGACAGACAGUGGUGGAUCCUAAGGGUUACCUGACAGAUCUCAACUCCAUGAUUCCCACACAUGGAGGAGACAUCAGUGACAUCAAGAAGGCUCGUCUGCUACUGAAAUCAGUGAGGGAGACCAAUCCUCAUCACCCGCCUGCCUGGAUUGCCUCUGCCAGGCUGGAGGAGGUGACCGGCAAACUGCAGGUGGCCAGGAACCUGAUCAUGAAAGGCACAGAGAUGUGUGUUAAGAGUGAGGAUGUGUGGCUGGAGGCAGCAAGGCUCCAGCCUGGUGACACAGCCAAGGCUGUGGUAGCCCAAGCUGUCCGCCACUUGCCACAGUCCGUCCGCAUCUACAUCCGAGCUGCAGAGCUGGAGACAGAUGUCAGGGCCAAGAAACGAGUUCUCAGGAAGGCCCUGGAAAAUGUGUCCAAGUCAGUUCGACUGUGGAAGACAGCUGUUGAGCUGGAGGAGCCAGAGGAUGCCAGGAUCAUGCUUAGUAGAGCUGUGGAGUGCUGCCCUACUAGUGUGGAGCUGUGGCUGGCGCUGGCUCGGUUAGAGACGUACGAGAACGCCCGUCGUGUCCUGAAUAAAGCUCGAGAGAACAUCCCCACCGAUCGCCACAUCUGGAUCACUGCUGCCAAGUUGGAGGAGGCCAAUGGUAACACUCAGAUGGUGGACAAGAUCAUUGACAGAGCCAUCACUUCUCUACGUGCCAACGGUGUGGAGAUCAACAGAGAACAGUGGAUACAGGAUGCAGAGGAGUGUGACAAAUCAGGCAGUGUGGCUACCUGCCAGGCUGUGAUCAGGGCCGUCAUAGGGAUUGGCAUUGAGGAGGAGGACCGCAAACACACCUGGAUGGAAGAUUCAGACAGUUGCGUGGCCCAUGGAGCGCUGGAGUGUGCCAGGGCCAUCUAUGCCCAUGCUCUGCAGGUGUUUCCCAGUAAAAAAAGUGUCUGGCUUAGAGCUGCCUACUUUGAGAAAAAUAACGGCACCAGGGAGUCUUUGGAGGCCCUGCUUCAAAGGGCUGUGGCUCACUGUCCCAAAGCAGAGGUCCUGUGGUUGAUGGGGGCCAAGUCUAAGUGGCUGGCUGAGGAUGUGCCUGCAGCCAGAAGUAUUCUUGCUCUGGCUUUCCAGGCUAACCCGAACAGUGAAGAGAUCUGGCUGGCUGCUGUCAAGCUGGAGUCUGAGAAUAAUGAGUAUGAAAGAGCCCGUCGACUGCUGGCCAAGGCCCGCAGCAGUGCCCCAACAGCCAGGGUAUUUAUGAAGUCAGUGAAGUUGGAGUGGGUGUUAGGGAACAUAGAAGCUGCCCAGGAGUUAUGCACAGAAGCCCUGAAACACUACGAGGACUUCCCCAAACUUUGGAUGAUGAGAGGCCAAAUAGAAGAGCAGUGUGAAAACAUGGAUAAGGCCAGAGAGGCCUACAACCAAGGGUUGAAAAAGUGUCCCCACUCGGGAGCCCUGUGGUUGCUACUGUCUCGUCUUGAAGAGAGAGUGGGACAGCUGACCAGAGCCAGAGCAAUCCUGGAGAAGGCACGACUCAAGAACCCCCAGAGCCCCGAGCUAUGGUUGGAGUCGGUCAGGCUGGAGUUCCGGGCUGGACUGAAGAACAUCUCCAACACACUGAUGGCCAAAGCCCUGCAGGAGUGCCCCAAUUCAGGUAUCCUGUGGGCUGAAGCAGUGUUUUUGGAGGCCAGGCCCCAGAGGAAGACUAAGAGUGUGGAUGCUUUGAAGAAGUGUGAACACGAUCCCCAUGUCUUGCUCGCUGUAGCGAAGUUGUUCUGGAGUGAGCGUAAGAUCACCAAAGCCAGAGAGUGGUUCCUAAGGACAGUAAAGAUUGAGCCAGACCUGGGAGAUGCUUGGGCUCUCUUUUACAAGUUUGAGCUGCAGCAUGGCACAGAGGAACAACAGGAAGAGGUGCGCAAACGCUGUGAGAAUGCGGAGCCCCGCCAUGGAGAGCUGUGGUGUGCCGAGUCCAAACACGUCCUGAACUGGCAGAAGAAGACAGGAGAGAUCUUAGCGGAGGUAGCCAGCAAGAUCAAGAACACAUUCUGAGACGGGGGAAAUUUGGACUGAAAACACCUGGAGGACUCUGGCAGUCACCAGGCUAGCAGGAAACAGCUAUGGACAUGCUCAAAUAUUGUUCUUUACCAGGACUUGCCCACCUGCGGCAGAUACAAAGUAUUCACACAUACCCCCUUACCUUUUUCACAUUUUAUUGUUGUACAAAAUUGAAUCACAGUUUGUGUACUUAUCAACAGAAAAUUAUGAUUUCAUGUCAAAGUGAAAAUAAAUCUCUACACAUUUUAAAUUUGGCUAAGUACCAAUAUAAAACUCAAAAUCACUGAUUAUAGUAGUAGCAACAGCAGUAUGUUUUUGUGGGUCGGUCUGUGGUCUUUCAGGAAGUAUGGGGACUGUCAGUGAACUGCAGUUUUCAAGUCCUCAGAUGGAUUGAGGUCUGGACCUCGACUCGGCCACUCCAGGACAUUGGUAUUGUUGUUUUUAAGCUAUUCCUGCGUAGCUUUGGCUUUAUGUUUGAGGGAUUUAUCUUGCUGUGAAGUAAACCUUCUCCCAAGUCUGUUACAGAGAAGAUUGUUUUGCUCACGAUAGAAAUAUGGUUUAGUAUUAUGGUCAAAAGGUUUAAUUUUGGUGUCAUUUGACUAUAGAACCUUCUUCCAGUUUGUUUAAUUCUCCCACAUGCCUUCUGGCAAACAUUAGCUCGGAUGUUGCGAGAAGAAGCAAACUGUUGGGAAAACAAACUGUUGAAGCUGCACCUAGUGAAUUACCCAGGCAACAGUUGUUUGAAUAAUUCUCUAAAUAACUAAAGAGAUACACACCCAUCCAAGUGAAGUGUAGUAAAUCAGCUUUAAUUUAAUCUUCUGACAACUUUUAAGUGGUGGCAGAGACGGUGCUUAAUUUUUGUUAUUUGGACCCAGCCCUGACCACCCAUGUUAAAUACAUGUGUUUACUGGUCUCUAUUGUUUGGCCAUGCUGUUGGGCCACGUGGAACUUUGUUUAACUGCUGCACAAGCCGUCGAUUCAGGUAGAUAUAAGCGCUGUGUGCCAGUUCUGUGUACCGAAUUGAAAUGGAGGGAAACCAUGCCAAACCGGCACUGUAUCGGCCAGGUUUUGGAGCGCAUCCACCUGUCGCUCCUUGAUUACACACGUGAUCUCCAUGCAACAUAUAAUGUGAAUUCUCAUAAUGUCAGAGCACCAGUAAUGAUAUCGGUGUGUCAUAGUAAAGGAGGUUAAAACUUUGAGGCAAUCAGUUAUUUUGUUUUAUAUUUGUACUACAUUUGUUUUGUUUUCACACCGACGUCAGUCUUAGUUUUUCUGCUGAUUAGUGUCGAAAUUCUGAUUUCAGCCAGUGUGGUUGCUGUGUAAAUUGUAAAACAAACAUGAAAAAGCAGAAAUGAAAAUUAAAACUUUAAAUAGGCACUGUAAGAGAGAACAAAACAAAACACACACAGGUUGAUUCCACCUUUACAGUAUGUUUGGACUGAGAUCUUAAGUGUCACUGAGUAUCAAGUGAUCAGUUGUUAUUGUCAGAAAUUGUGUUUAAAAAAAUGAGGAAUUUUAUUGUUCUAACUUGUCCAUGUGGAUAUGUAAGAGGUCCAGAUUUGGCUAUGUCUGUUUAGCAGUGUAUAUAAACUCCUUGUCAGGGACUAUUACAUGAUUUCUCAUGUUGUAGUAAUGACCUGCUUUUUUUUUUUUUUUUACAUAGCUUGCUUGAAAUGCGUUGAAUACUUUGCAGGCAUCCAAUAAACAAAGAACAAAG
Molecule: messenger RNA, 4692 nt
Organism: Siniperca chuatsi (mandarin fish)
Lineage: Eukaryota; Metazoa; Chordata; Actinopteri; Centrarchiformes; Sinipercidae
Gene: prpf6
Product: PRP6 pre-mRNA processing factor 6 homolog (S. cerevisiae)
Exons: 21
Coding region: 60-2969 (969 amino acids)
Biological process (GO): spliceosomal tri-snRNP complex assembly; mRNA splicing, via spliceosome
Cellular component (GO): catalytic step 2 spliceosome; U4/U6 x U5 tri-snRNP complex
Molecular function (GO): protein binding
Source: RefSeq, a predicted model, not a curated record